GCACAAGUAUAGCUGUUUUAUCAACCAUUGCGCGCCAAACUAGUCCAAAAACCCCUAUUAUACAUUGAUAUAUAAGGAGAGUCGGAGAGAUGCAGAUAGAGAGAAGAGAAGCAGAGAGAGGAAGGCAAAAUGUUUAUGCUGUGCUUCGUAUUGGAUCUGAGGAGCCUAUCGCCUCCAUUACUUCGAGACCUAAAGAAGUCGCUGUUGCAGCUCGCCAAUUUCUAUGCCGUUUCGGCUCCGAUCGCUGAGAGACUACGCUCCAAGCCACUCACUGAUCGGAUCGGACUUUGCUAUCUCUUCAAAAAUCGAGUUUCUUCUUCCGAUGAGUUAAAGGUUGCAUACAGUCCAAGAGGAAACUUCAGUCUUCGUGAUUUCCACCAUGCGGUCAACAACCUGCCAACUGAUGCCUUCUUGCCUGAAUUAAACGAUUCUGGAGCUCUCUAUUGCCGUGAUUUGAAACUUUUAAGCAUCCUAAGCCAUGAAGGUAUAUACUCAUGGGGUUGUCAUGAAAAAGAUAUUGCGAGAAAAGUGAUUUUGAUUAGCUCUUGCUUUGUUGAAGACCUAGAUUCUGCUAUGAGAAAGACUCUCAUGGAUGCAGGAGAAAACUGUGUCUCAGUUGAGUUUGUAUUCUUGGAGCAAAACUUGAGCCAUCUUAGUGACAUGCCACGAAAUAUCAUCAAAUUUGACAAGCAUAUCAGUGAUCUCGAGAAUUGCUCAUUUCGAACCUAUCUUCCAGAUGCACAGGUAUUGUGUGGCCUGGUAAAACGAUGGUUACAGGAGUUGAAUGAUGACGUGGAAGAAUCAUUACAGGCUCGCUUCAUCUUUAAGAGCAACAUUUUUGGUUCUUUCAAUCAGAUAUCCUGCAAUUUGUACCCAUCUGUCAUUAACAUAAUCGACAGAUUCAGUCCCUGUCAGACGUGCAGGUGUCAUGGUAUUCCAUUAGAUGGUGCAACUGGAAAGACAAAGAGGUCGUCUUGUCCAGUUACAGGCAGUGAUCUAGGAAUGCUUGAUUUGAAUGAAAAUUCUGUGAAGGUUGGAGAACAAACAAUCCUGUUUCUGCCCUCUUUCAAGAGCUGUGUGAAGCAUCAGCAAGCUUCUUUGCCGAUUGACUUCAAUGUUAUUGAGAGGACUAAUUUAGGAUCUCUAUGCGAAGGGCUUGUUUUAGGAACGUCCUACAUGGUAACUUCAUCAACUUUUAAUGAGUCAGAUGAUACGUCAGAGCUAAAUACUCAAGUUUUUCAGGGGCUUUCAAGUGUACUUCAUUCCUUUGACCAGGGUUUAGUUUGCUAUUCAAAUUGUCAAAUAGAAACUAUGAUGGAGGCUUCCUUCUACUGCUAUUAUAUUCUUCUCCCUUCAGACAAAGGUCUAAUGAUUCUCAGGCGCCUUGCAGGAUCAGAGGAUGUUUUGCCAUCCCCGGAUGUCAGUCAAUUAUUUGGUUCUUCAUCAUCUAAGGAGAUUGAAAACUCUGUCCAAGGCUCUUUACUGAAGAUGGAAGUAAAUGACUACAAUCCCUUCCUGCAUGAGAGAGGCUUCCAUCAAAAACUAAACUUGCUUGUAAAAGAGAGCUUGCAGUUUGGCUCAAUAACUUCCAGUUGCAAAGUUGAGACCUCUGAACCGAACUCAACGAAGAGAGAUUCUUCAGCAGAGGCUAUGCCAUCAAAGCCAACAAUAGAUGUUGUAAUAAUAGAUAAGGAAACUCCAGAGAUGGAUCUGACUGUCCAAGAAGACAAGACUACCGCUAGCAUUGCGGCAGAAUGGGAACAGCUGAUUGUCAGUGAAAUCCCCAAAAUAUAUUCUCCCACUUGUGUUUCUAAACCGAAGUUGGAUCGACCAGUCCUGUCACAGGUAGAUACUAAUAGGCAAUUGGAUGAAAGAACAUCGAGGAUAUUGGAGAGGCUGGAGAUCCCAAAACAGCAGAAAACAAAGGUAGUUUCACCCAUUAUCGUAAGCGGUGUCAAUGUUGAUGCUUGUGUUUCAAGAAAGACGCCUCUGAUCCCGUUCCCAUCCACUCAAGCAGCAGACCAGAACACAACAGGAUCCCAACCUAUGAAACCCAAUUUCCAGAGGCUAAAAAGAAAACAGAGGUGAAAAGGGGAUUUGAUUCAUAUAAAGCCUGCACGCAUUCUUGCAGAAAUGUUCCACGAGGUUAGUGAAUUCCUUUUUUUUUUUCUCUAUUUGUUUGGUUUAGUAUUUCAUGCAUACUCCUGCUACAUGUACUGUAAAUACAAGAACCUGCAUAACCGUUCUAAUAUGAACAGUAUGAUCAAUGAGGCUGGAAAUACAAACCACAGUUUUCCUGUU
Molecule: messenger RNA, 2301 nt
Organism: Cornus florida
Lineage: Eukaryota; Viridiplantae; Streptophyta; Magnoliopsida; Cornales; Cornaceae
Exons: 12
Coding region: 130-2088 (652 amino acids)
Source: RefSeq, a predicted model, not a curated record